Lemur catta (Ring-tailed lemur) is the source of this 1808-nucleotide messenger RNA. It is a transcript of the gene BAALC, whose product is annotated as BAALC binder of MAP3K1 and KLF4. The transcript is spliced from 3 exons. The record is from RefSeq and is a predicted model, not a curated record. Gene Ontology annotation, cellular component: cytoplasm. The coding region runs from base 130 to 567 and encodes 145 amino acids. Lineage: Eukaryota; Metazoa; Chordata; Mammalia; Primates; Lemuridae.
GCGCCGGCUGCAGCGCGGGCAGGCGCGGGACGCAAUGUCGCCGCUGCCGCCUCCUCGCGGGCCGGGGCUGCGCCGCCAGGGCUGAGCCGGGAGUCGAGAGGCCGCCGGGCGCGCCCGCAGCGCGGGAGGAUGGGCUGCGGCGGGAGCCGGGCGGAUGCCAUCGAGCCCCGCUACUACGAGAGCUGGACCCGGGAGACCGAGUCUACCUGGCUCACCUACACCGACUCGGACGCGCUGCCCAGCGCCGCCGGCCCGGACAGCGGCCCCGAAGCGGGCGGCCUGCACGCGGGUGUGCUGGAAGAUGGACUGUCCUCCAAUGGUGUGCCCCGAUCUACAGCCCCAGGUGGAAUAUCCAACCCAGAGAAGAAGACGAACUGUGGGACCCAGUGCCCAAAUCCCCAGAACCUCAGCUCAGGCCCUCUGACCCAGAAACAGAAUAGCCUUCGGACCACAGAGGCUAAAAGAGAUACUAAGAGAAUGUCUGCAAAAGAAGUCACCAUUAAUGUUACAGACAGCAUCCGACAGAUGGACAAAAAUCGAAGAAUCACAAAGAACUGUGUCAACUAGCAGAGUGUCCAAAUAGAAAGUGGAUGGACUUCUUUGUUCCCCUUCACAAUCCUGGACCCUAUCAAGGAAGCUUGAGGAAGCGGAUGCCCCUUGCUCAACCUGAACGCUGCUGAGUGCCUUGAGAGACUGUCUUACCUGGCAGCAAACAGCUGCCUGAGUUGUGGGGACCUUCUGAGCCUCCUGUUUAACAUGUAAAUAUAUUGGCACAGAGCUCACGUAUGCUGAUGAACUGCAGACAUGCAGUUCAGUUUGCCUCUUUGCAACUCCUGUAACAGGGUCUGGUGUAAAAGAGCUAAUGCUACAGAUCAGUUUAUGAGGUGGAAAAAAGCAGGAGGAGUGGGUCUCCUGGGAGAAAGAUCCGCACCUUAGCACUAAGCUCUCCUGGCCACAAAAGUGUGUUUGGUUUCAGGCAAGCUUAUUCUUUCCUUUUUUGUUUUUAAAUACCACUAUCCCAAAACUUACCAUGUUCACUAAAAAGCUGGCUUUUACCCAACUCUAAAUGCAAAUAUAUAAGAAGUCAAGAAACAGGAAAACUUCCUGUUAUCCUUGUUUUCUUAGAUCUUGGUAUGAGAUCAGAUCCGGUUCCUCACGCACUAACUCUCCCACACCCAUGGCGUGUCUUUGGGAGGUCCCUGUGAUGCAGUCACACCUGCUCCUUAUCUGCCUGGAAAGCCCUCCAAGCUGGCGCCAUGUUGGCCUCCAGACCAUAAUGUCACCAUCCUUGUGGCCAAAGUAGGAUGUCCCUCAAGGCUCAGUCAGACAUUGCAGUUUUUCAUAGCUUUCCAGUUCCCUGUGCUUGUCUUCUUGCGCGUUCUCCCGCUCCACUUGGGCCAUUUGCGAUUGUCAGUCAAAGACUGGACACUGCUUGCGAGAGGGAGAUAACCGGGGACGUGUGGCAGCGCGCACAGGUUCCCCUUGCCUGUCUGUACACAGCCUGAGGACUGUGUCAUUUUGGCACCUGCAACAAAAUCACUUUAGAAAGUCAGUACCCAGUUGAUGUGUAUUCACACUGACGUUGGAUUGAUGUGCACUGCAUUAGAAAUCAGGUAGCUGACACGGAAAAAGGAUGUUUUAAUAGAAAUAAUUUUUCUAGCAUUUUCUUUAAACAUGUUCAACUGGAAGUAUUUUCUUCCAAAAUAAUAUAGCAUGAUUUUUAAAGGACUGUUAACAUGCCUGGGGUUGGAAAAGGUAGGACUAAAGUUGUACCAAACUAUACCAAUAAACUCCAUGUCUAGCAGAAA